This is a messenger RNA of Sorex araneus (European shrew), 6842 nucleotides long. It is a transcript of the gene GLG1, whose product is annotated as golgi glycoprotein 1. NCBI's taxonomy places the organism in Eukaryota, Metazoa, Chordata, Mammalia, Eulipotyphla, Soricidae. The transcript has 26 exons. The coding region runs from base 18 to 3572 and encodes 1184 amino acids. The record is from RefSeq and is a predicted model, not a curated record. Gene Ontology annotation, molecular function: fibroblast growth factor binding. Gene Ontology annotation, cellular component: Golgi membrane.
CUCGCCGCGGACCCAAGAUGGCGGCGUGUGGACGUGUACGGAGGAUGUUCCGCUUGUCGGCGGCGCUGCAGCUGCUGCUCCUCGCCGCGGCCGGGGCCCGGAAACUCCACAGCCAAGGCCCGGGCGCGGGGGGUAACCCUGGGUCCUUCGGAGGACAGGCGGGAGGCGGCGGGCAGGCUCAGCAGCUGCUCCAGAUACCUCAGUCCUCGCAGCACCAGCAGCAGCUCCAGCAGCAGGCGCAGCAGCAGCCCCAGCUGCAGUCGCAGCAGCAGCCGCAGCAGCCGCCUCAGCCCCCUCAGCCGCCGUUCCCGGCGGGCGGGCCUGUGGGCCGGCGGGGCGGAGCGGGGGCCAGCGGGGGCUGGAAGCUGGCGGAGGAAGAGUUCUGCAGGGAGGACGUGACCCGCGUGUGCCCCCGGCACACCUGGAGCAACAACCUGGCGGUGCUCGAGUGCCUGCAGGACGUGCGGGAGCCUGAAAAUGAAAUUUCAUCAGACUGCAAUCAUUUGUUGUGGAAUUACAAGCUGAACCUAACGACAGAUCCCAAAUUUGAGUCUGUGGCCAGAGAGGUUUGCAAGUCUACAAUAUCAGAGAUUAAAGAAUGUAGCGAUGAACCUGUUGGAAAAGGUUACUUGGUUUCCUGCUUGGUGGAUCACCGAGGCAACAUCACUGAGUACCAGUGUCACCAGUACAUUACCAAGAUGACGGCCAUCAUUUUCAGCGAUUACCGUCUCAUUUGUGGCUUUAUGGAUAACUGCAAAAAUGAUAUCAACAUUCUGAAAUGUGGCAGCAUUCGGCUGGGAGAAAAGGAUGCACAUUCACAGGGUGAGGUGGUCUCUUGCCUGGAGAAAGGCCUGGUAAAGGAGGCGGAAGAAAGAGACCCCAAGAUUCAAGUCUCUGAGCUCUGCAAGAAAGCCAUCCUGCGGGUAGCCGAGCUGUCCUCGGACGACUUCCAUCUAGACCGGCAUUUAUAUUUUGCUUGCCGAGAUGAUCGAGAGCGCUUCUGUGAAAAUACGCAAGCUGGUGAAGGCAGAGUCUAUAAGUGCCUAUUCAAUCAUAAAUUCGAAGAAUCCAUGAGUGAAAAAUGUCGAGAAGCACUGACCACCCGACAGAAGCUGAUUGCCCAGGAUUAUAAAGUCAGCUACUCACUGGCCAAAUCCUGUAAGAGUGACUUGAAGAAAUACCGGUGUAAUGUGGAAAACCUUCCUCGUUCCCGGGAAGCCAGGCUCUCCUACCUACUCAUGUGUCUGGAGUCAGCUGUGCAUCGAGGGCGCCAGGUGAGCAGUGAGUGCCAGGGGGAGAUGUUGGAUUACCGGCGCAUGCUCAUGGAGGACUUUUCCCUGAGCCCUGAGAUCAUCCUGAGCUGUCGGGCGGAGAUUGAACACCACUGCUCCGGAUUACAUCGGAAAGGCCGCACCCUGCACUGUCUGAUGAAAGUGGUUCGCGGAGAGAAGGGGAACCUGGGAAUCAACUGCCAGCAGGCGCUUCAAACGCUGAUUCAGGAGACUGACCCGGGUGCUGAUUACCGCAUUGACAGAGCUUUGAAUGAAGCCUGCGAGUCUGUGAUCCAGACAGCCUGCAAACACAUACGCUCAGGAGAUCCAAUGAUCCUCUCCUGCCUGAUGGAGCAUUUAUAUACAGAGAAGAUGGUGGAGGAUUGUGAGCACCGUCUCUUAGAGCUGCAAUAUUUCAUCUCCCGAGAUUGGAAGCUGGACCCUGUCUUAUACCGCAAGUGUCAGGGAGAUGCAUCUCGACUCUGCCACACCCAUGGCUGGAAUGAAACCAGUGAGCUCAUGCCUCCAGGAGCUGUGUUUUCCUGCUUAUACCGACACGCCUACCGCACCGAGGAGCAGGGAAGAAGGCUCUCCCGGGAGUGCAGAGCUGAAGUCCAAAGGAUCCUGCACCAGCGUGCCAUGGAUGUCAAGCUGGACCCUGCCCUCCAGGAUAAGUGCCUGAUUGAUCUUGGGAAAUGGUGCAGUGAGAAAACAGAGACUGGACAGGAGCUCGAGUGCCUCCAGGACCACCUCGACGACCUGGCAGUGGAGUGCAGGGACAUCGUCGGCAACCUCACCGAGCUCGAGUCCGAGGAUAUCCAGAUAGAAGCUUUACUCAUGAGAGCCUGCGAGCCCAUCAUCCAGAACUUCUGCCACGAUGUGGCCGAUAACCAGAUCGACUCUGGGGACCUGAUGGAGUGUCUGAUACAGAACAAGCACCAGAAGGACAUGAACGAGAAGUGCGCCAUCGGGGUCACUCACUUCCAGCUGGUGCAAAUGAAGGAUUUCCGGUUCUCUUACAAGUUUAAGAUGGCCUGCAAGGAGGACGUGUUGAAACUUUGCCCCAACAUAAAAAAGAAGGUGGACGUGGUCAUCUGCCUGAGCACGACCGUGCGCAACGACACGCUGCAGGAGGCCAAGGAGCACCGGGUGUCCCUGAAGUGCCGGAAGCAGCUGCGGGUGGAGGAGCUGGAGAUGACAGAGGACAUCCGUCUAGAACCUGACCUGUACGAAGCCUGCAAGAGUGAUAUCAAGAACUACUGUGGUUCUGUGCAGUACGGCAACGCUCAGAUCAUCGAGUGUCUGAAGGAGAACAAGAAGCAGCUCGGUGCCCGUUGCCACCAGAAAGUUUUUAAGCUGCAGGAGACUGAGAUGAUGGACCCAGAACUAGACUACACGCUCAUGAGAGUCUGCAAGCAGAUGAUAAAGAGAUUUUGUCCGGAAGCAGAUUCCAAAACCAUGUUGCAGUGCUUAAAACAAAAUAAAAAUAGCGAAUUGAUGGAUCCCAAGUGUAAGCAGAUGAUAACCAAGCGCCAGAUCACCCAAAACACAGAUUACCGCUUAAACCCUGUGCUGAGGAAAGCCUGUAAAGCUGAUAUCCCUAAGUUCUGUCACGGCAUCCUGACUAAGGCCAAGGACGACUCGGAGCUCGAAGGUCAAGUCAUCUCUUGUCUCAAGCUGAGAUAUGCCGACCAGCGGCUCUCCUCAGACUGUGAGGACCAGAUCAGGGUCAUUAUCCAGGAGUCCGCGCUCGAUUACCGACUAGACCCUCAGCUCCAGCUGCACUGCUCAGAUGAGAUCUCCAAUCUCUGCGCCGAAGAGGCGGCCGCCCAGGAGCAGACGGGGCAGGUGGAGGAGUGCCUCAAAGUCAACCUGCUGAAGAUCAAAACGGAGAUCUGUAAAAAGGAGGUGCUGAACAUGCUCAAGGAGAGCAAGGCCGACAUCUUCGUGGACCCCGUCCUGCACACGGCGUGCGCCCUGGACAUCAAGCACCACUGCGCAGCCAUCACCCCGGGCCGCGGCCGCCAGAUGUCUUGUCUCAUGGAGGCCCUGGAGGAUAAGCGGGUGAGGUUACAGCCGGAGUGCAAGAAACGCCUCAACGACCGGAUUGAGAUGUGGAGCUACGCGGCAAAGGUGGCACCUGCCGACGGCUUCUCCGACCUCGCCAUGCAAGUGAUGACGUCACCGUCCAAGAACUACAUCCUCUCCGUCAUCAGUGGCAGCAUCUGCAUCUUGUUCCUGGUCGGCCUCAUGUGCGGACGCAUUACCAAGCGGGUGACACGCGAGCUCAAAGACAGGUAGAGCCAGAGCCACCUUGACCGCCAGACGAGCGACCUGUCUAGAGCCCCGUUUGUACAGCCCUCCUGUAUAGUGUCCCCACUCACCUCAUUCUUCCAAGAGGUGCCACCAACGCCCCGUUAGAGCAGCAGGGCCCCACUGCGCUGUCCCGACGCUGACCUGCCCGUGUCCAAGGCGUCCGCUGCAGCAGCUGGCCGCUUCGCCUUCGGUGGCAGGCUUGGGUCGGCUUGCCCGUAGACAAGUCUCUCCUGUGCCAGUGGAACCACCAGUACUUCCAGAACCAACGCAUCCGACCUGCAACUCAAUUUCAAACAAACAAAAACACGAAAAAAAAGGAAAGAAAGGAAUUUUUUUAAGAACGAAAAAAAUGUAUAUAGUAUCACAUCCUCUCCAGGCUUGUGUGGGGCAGUGGGGUUCUUUCUUCUGUGUGACUGUACUACAAAGGCAGGACUUCGGGGAAACCACCUCAGUAUGCAGUGACAGGGUUGCCACGCCCGUUUCUCAGAAGCAGCUGGGGGCCAGGAGGACUGCGGGCUGCUCCGGGCAGCGGGAAACCACUGACCAGCUCCGGAUCCCUUUUGUUUCCACCAGAACAGCAAUGCCCUCCGGGUCCCGCCUGCUAAUGCCCUGAGGCCUCCUCCCGUCCUCACCUCCAGCAUGCACCUCCCCCGCCCAGCACGGGCAGGGCCGGGAGGGUCAGAAGUGUGGGUGCCUGGCCAGCAGGACUCGAGCUGCGCCUGGUCCAGGCCUGGGCACUGGCGCCGGGACUCGUCCACUGGGGAGCACUGGGAACAGACGGCAGAGACUGGGGGGCAGGCCCGGCAGCCCCGUGCCCCGGUACUGGACAGUCUCCUUUGUACCUCAGCCCAGAGCGGGCGCGGAAAGUUGUCACAUUAAAAGAUGGAGGCGUCUCCAUUCUCUCCCGUCCGUCCAUUUGCUGCGUUUCCCCCGGAGUGGGCUCGGGCUGACCCCUGUGCUGGCGAUGGGCCUAACGCCCCCGACCCGGAGCUUUAUGGAAGCAAUAUAUGACCUGGCCACGAGUGACCAGUGCAGGGGCGAGUGGGGGUGCCAGCGCCUGGCUCCCCCUGGCACCUUGGCGUGAGUCGGGGGCAGGCACAGAGGCUGUGCAAGAGGGCGGCGUGUACAGUGGGGGGUAUAUUUAUAUAAUAUAUAUUUUAUUAACCUGUUAGACAUCCACAGAGUAUUAUAAAUCACGUGCCUAAAACUGUCCGCACAGACCGUGCCCACCUGUCCCCCCACCCCAGUCGCAUCCCUGGAACCCGGCGGCCCUGUCUCCCCAAGUGUCUCCGUCACCCCGGUCGGCGUGUGGAUCAUUGGUCCCGUUACUCCUUGUCUAACCUGACUGACUUUUUGUUUGAAAACUGUGGUUUCCUUCCUGUUUUCCUUCGAUCCUGUCCCUGAAGGCCUGGAGUGUGGCUCCUUGUCACCACUGAGAGCCACGAAGUUCCCCUCAGUCCAUAGUCAGGGUCUUCCUGGUCCUCAGCAGGUGUCCAGGCAUCCCAAAACUUGAAACGCUGUGAGUUGAGGCCUCCGGUCUCCUGGGGUUCCGGGUGCUGCUGGGCGCCCCAGCCAGACUGCCCGGGCCUGGGAUCAGGCCCCAUGAGAGAAGACUCGCUCCCGGCCGUUGCCCGCAGCCAGUGGGAAGUUAGCCUGGGAGUCUGUUCCCUAGAGCGUCUCCUUUGGAAAGGACCGGACAGGGACAGCGGGCACAGUGGGACAAGAGCCCUCGGUGCCCUUUUCAUGUCACCUGAAUCAUUCUGUACCUCAUUUGGUGUGACAGCAGACCCAGGGGCUCCUCUGGUUACUGACCUCUCUCAUCGGUCAGUCGCUGUAAACCUCGAGGCGGACGGUGAGGGGUUUGGCCUUCAUCACUGCCUGCUGCCUCACCCGUGAGCAGCAUAAGCAGUGGAAGGUGACCGUAGCUGGCCCCCCUGACACUCUGCGCUACGGGGAGGGCUCCCUGGACUGCAGCCGGGGGCACGGGGAGAUCCUGGCGGGUUGUGGGAAGCUAGACUGACCCCACUAGGAGCUGCUCCUUCAUGGGAUCACCCCCCAUGAUGCUAAUCAGUCGCCCCGGCAGCUUGUGGGGAGCCAGAGCGUCUGUGUCUGGGGACCCUGUGCAAGGAGCAGGCGCUGACAUCCGCAGCUCCUCCAAGAUGUCAGUAACUCCCAGCCCAUGGCGUGGAGCGAGUUAGGUGCCACCACCCCUGAGACAUGAGCUGACCACUGCGUGGGCACCAGUGCUCCCAGGGCCACAGCCUAGUAAGUCCUGGGGCGGGGAAGGUGCCGUCAGCCUGGGGGGGCUGCUCCCCCACGGCCAGCAUGCUCAGCGUCGAACAAAAUAGACCCAGCUCUUCAAGGCUCGCGUUUGGUACGUCUACUUGUUUCAGGGCCUCGGGAACUCGGAGCCCUCGGGUCAGGAAGCUCCCGAGCCUCGGACUCCCUCUGAGCACCACCCAGGUGCUUUGGGGAAGGCUGCCAGCUGUGCCCUCUGUCUUUCCGGGGCCGCUUCUUCCUUCUCCCCCUUUUCCCAGGCCUCUGAUUUACAGGGUCUGGCACCCGCUCGUCUGGUUGCUCUAGCCGCUCGCUGCACCUCCUCCCUCUUGUGAACCAAGCUCACAUGUGGGGGUCAUCAGCUGCAAGGCCAAGCCCCCCUUCCAGCCCAGGUCUUGGGGAGCAGACGGGACAUUAACGGACUCAUAUUGGAUGUGCAGAGUAGCAGGCUGGUCAUGGCACGGAAGGGCCCUGGGCGCUUUGGGUCACCAGGAGCAUUCAAGGAGGACCUCUCUGCUCGGCAGCCCCAGCCACAUUUCUGCCACGCACAGCCAGGCUAGGGGCGGGUCCUCCCACCUAUGUUUCUCCGUGCUGACCCCUUCCCUCCCGGACCCCAGAGCCCAGCUUGGCCGUUCCAGACCUGCAGGUAUGGUUGCAGGCGCCCCGGUCAGCCCUGGCGGGGACCCAGCCCACAACCGCCCUCAGGGCUCAGCGCCCAGGCACCGGGAGGUCCCAGGCCUUGAAAUUUUUUUUUCUUUUCUUUCUUUUUUUUUUUUUUUAAGGAAAGAAAAAAGGAACGUGAAAUUCCCCAGCCUCUUUUGUAAAUGGUUUUCUUUCUAUGUAUAAAAUUCUGGCAGUUCCUUGUUUUUACAUGUUCAUGCUGUGUAAUUUUGAGAUGUUACCGAGAUUCUGAACUUAAUGUGCUUUUUUUUUUCUGUACAGAAGAAAUGGGAGAAUUUAAUAAAGAGUUUGCAGGUU